Molecule: messenger RNA, 318 nt
Organism: Exophiala aquamarina CBS 119918
Lineage: Eukaryota; Fungi; Ascomycota; Eurotiomycetes; Chaetothyriales; Herpotrichiellaceae
Exons: 1
Coding region: 1-318 (105 amino acids)
Source: RefSeq, a predicted model, not a curated record
AUGCACAACGAACCGCGCACAGCCCCUUUCAUCGAACCUUUGCUAGCAGUUUGUGGCUCAUGGAAGAAUCGUGAGAUGUACAAACUCUGGCCCUCAUUGCUUCGAAUCGCGGAACGCUGGAAUGAGAUGGGGUCUGCCUUGCCACAGUGGCCAACUGCUUUUGGACAAGACGACUUGGAGAGACACAACAAGGAGUUAGAGAAUACUGACUACGUACAGUCCAUCAUGCAAGCGUUUGAGAAGGAGAGAGUGUUACCUGCGGAUGGGAGAGUCGAUCCAGGUGACUUUGAGACUCUCAAAGUCGUCAAUCAAGCUUAA